UUAACGAUACUCUUACUAUGCGUAUCGCAACGAUGGAUUAUGAUACUUUAGGCACCUAUAUAAUCUAGUUGGCGCCCAUGUGCUAAACUACCUGCGCAGGUAGGUUUCAUGACGAUCUCAACCUUCAUGAACUGUAAGAAUACUAGCUCUUAGGCAUCAUGUUCGCUUCUAAGAUCCUCUUUGCGGCUCUCGCCGUCGUCGGGGUAGUAUCAGCCGCCCCGGCUUCCCUUGCCAAGCGCCUACCAGGCCGCGUCGUGAAAGCCGGCGAGCCGGUGGUGAUCGACACCAACUCCGAGUACAUCAGGGUUAGCUUUAUGAACGAUGGCAGCCUGCUGGGCGGAUACGUCGCCAGGGACGGCACCCAGAACGUGUUACGCGUGGUAAAGUCGACCAACGGCGGGCAGUCGUGGGAGCACCUCGGCGAGGUGUUCCGAGGGGAAAUCGCGACGCACGACAUCAACAACGCGAUGCCGCUGCAGCUGCGCAACGGCCGCGUCCUGUACGCGUACCGGAACCACGACCGCGCGGGCGCCGACUGGCACUACACGUACUUCCGCAUCUCGGUGUCGUACUCGGACGACGGCGGCAGGACCUUCCGGUACCUGUCCACGGUCGAGGAGCACGUGCCGUCGGGCGUCAACGGCCUCUGGGAGCCGUUCCUGCGGAUCGCGGCGGACGGCUCGCUCCAGUGCUACUACUCCGCGGAGAACAGCGCGGGCGACCAGGACAACUUCAUGAAAUACUCCACGGACGGCGGCGCGACUUGGUCCCGUUGGAUAGCGGUGUCGGGAGGGGAUAAGAACUCCCGCGACGGCAUGGUUGGCGUUGCGCCUAUUGAUAAUAACGGGAAUCUCAUCGCCGUGUUCGAGAACACGGAGAGCGGGGUCUUCUCGGUGGACUACGUGCUGUCGCACGACGACGGGCGGUCGUGGGGCGAGCGCGGCCGGCUGUACACGGCGCGCGACGGGAAGCUGGCGGGGGCGCCGCAGGUGUACAAUGUGUGGGGCACGCUGGUGGCCAGCUUCAUGACGAACGAGGACGUCGCGGGCACGAGCGGGUACGACGGCGCGCAGAUGAAGGUCGUCACGAGCGUGGACGGCGGCAGGACGUGGUCCGGCGGCGUGGUCACCGGCGAGGCGGCGGCGCACUGGCCGGGCGUUUUUAACCGCGACGCUACGCACUUCUUGGCGCUGUACUCGAAGGAUGGGCUGGGCGCUGUGAGUCAGCUGUAUGAGUUGAAGGAGUAAGUAGAGCGGUGGUGUUGUUUGUCGUGAGGGUUUUUCAUAGACGGCGGGUAUGUUGUAUAUACUUUAGGUAGUUACAUUCGUUGUAUAUAUUCUGGAGGGCGUUCUUUAUAUGAAUUUUAUUUAUCAACACGAACCUAAGUCGAUGGUCCUAUUGCCCAUGUGAAUGUGUAAGGGUUCGGAAAGAUGACCAUCCGACCGCUAAACUACCGCAAUUCGAGAGAUUGACGUUGCUAGGCACCUCCACCUAUAAGGACCCCAUGGACAGUCCCAUG
This is a messenger RNA of Daldinia caldariorum, 1519 nucleotides long. Its product is annotated as glycoside hydrolase family 93 protein. The transcript has 2 exons. The record is from RefSeq and is a predicted model, not a curated record. Lineage: Eukaryota; Fungi; Ascomycota; Sordariomycetes; Xylariales; Hypoxylaceae. Bases 159 to 1247 code for a protein of 362 amino acids.